Messenger RNA from Fusarium sp. VM40, 1083 nucleotides. The record is from the annotation of a GenBank genome assembly. NCBI's taxonomy places the organism in Eukaryota, Fungi, Ascomycota, Sordariomycetes, Hypocreales, Nectriaceae.
AUGACGGCAGACGCAGAGGCUGAGAAGUCCGAGGUUGUCGCAAAGCCUGCGACUGGAACUGCGACUGCGACGACUACCGAGAGGCACGCGCCUACGACGGAGGAGAGUGAUCUCCAGGCUGAGAGUGAGCAGGACUUUCGCGAUGACGAUUCUGCUCUCGGGGACGAUGCCGCCAGCAGCACUGCGUCUAUCAACUCGAGCAUCAUGCAGUAUCGUACCGAGAACGGUAGAACAUACCAUGCUUUUAAAGAAGAUAUUAAUUAUAUACUUCCCAAUGAUUCGUCUGAGCAAGACCGAUUAGAUCUGCAACAUCAUCUCUUCAACCUCACUCUUGGUGGAAACCUUUACCUUAGUCCACUUGGACGCGAUAAGCCUGUGCAACGCGCUUUAGAUGCUGGGACAGGAACUGGUGUUUGGGCAAUCGACUUUGCCGAUAGUCAUCCUGAUACACAAGUUCUCGGUAUUGAUCUCAGUCCUAUCCAGCCCAACUUCCUCCCCACAAACCUACAAUUUCAAGUUGAUGACCUCGAAGACGAGUGGACAUACAGCUACAAGUUUGACUUUAUUUUCGGUCGCAUGCUCACCGGUUCUAUUGGAAACUGGCCUAAAUUCUUCCAGCAAGCUUUCGAGGGCCUGAACCCAGGUGGAUGGGUUGAGUGUCAAGAUAUCACCUUCCCCGCUCAGUGCGAUGACGAUACUCUCAAGAAGGGCUCCUUCAUCGAUCAGUGGUCAGGUUACAUGAUCGAAGCGACCAAGAACUUCGGUCGUACUUCGCAGAGCGCCAAAUUUUAUAAGCAGCAAAUGAUCGACGCUGGAUUUGUUAAUGUCACCGAGGUUAUUUACAAAUGGCCUACUAACAGAUGGCCUGCGGAUCCCUACUACAAGGAGCUUGGAUUCUGGUGCAACCAUAACAUAGCUGGCGAGCUUUCAGGUCUUUCCAUGGCUCUCUUCACACGCGGUUUGGGCUGGAGUGCGGAGGAAGUUGAAGUUUUCCUAGCAAACGUCAGGUCUGAUAUGAAGGACCGACGCAUCCAUGCUUGGUGGCCUAUACAUGUUGUUUAUGGCCAGAAGCCAGAGAUUUAA